This is a messenger RNA of Hyalella azteca, 2771 nucleotides long. RefSeq lists its product as uncharacterized. Bases 658 to 1653 code for a protein of 331 amino acids. NCBI's taxonomy places the organism in Eukaryota, Metazoa, Arthropoda, Malacostraca, Amphipoda, Hyalellidae. The record is from RefSeq and is a predicted model, not a curated record. The transcript is spliced from 5 exons.
GUGGAGAUAAGAAGGAAAACGCUCAUACUUCAUUGCAUUACUUUUUAGGAUAUGUGUUUGGCAAUUACAAUGUUAUCAUUUUCUCCGCAAGCUCAUUGUCCGCUAACGAAUUGAAAGAUCAAAGCAUAAUCAAAGUAACCUACAUAUUAGCCACUUGAACACAAUUAAACAACAGUAAUUAGAGUCUUCAAAGAUGUCAUGCUAUUCUGUAUUUUCUAAAAUUCUAUGAGAACGUGCCAUGCUCGAUACACGGGGCCAUUUUAAGCGAGAUGUAAUAGCAAAAUUUCAGCUAGUAACCAACAGCGGAAAUUCUUCGAUGGAAAAUGAUAAAGCCUGUUCUAUGUUUUAAGAAUCAAAGAAAUUAGAAUGGGAAAAGGUAUCGGGGUUUUCCCGUUCAUUACUUUCUUCUCAACGCACAUCGAAGACAAUGGAGCAGAACUGGUGAAUCGACCAAGAUACUUCAUUAUAUUUUUUAUUUAUGUAGAAAACAAAGAAGGCAUUGCUUGAACAAAAAAAUUGUUUAAUCAAGACGUGUGAAUUCUUGACCAUUUUAGCGCAUUUAUAUUAACGGCUAUAAACGCUUACUUUGAGUUUUAUUUAACAGAUAGGUUACACGGUUUGGAACAUUAAAGAACGAUAAUUUGAAAUAUAAGCAGCAUGAAGUGGCAGGUGUUGUGUGGGGCAUUAACAGGGCUGUGCCUCGUGCUGGGAGGCCUCGCCCAGGGCCCCACGAUCGGGCCCUGCAACGCCCCCAACACGACUGAGAACUUCAACGACGCCUUCAUUCGAAGGCUUCCUGACGAAGAUUAUCUAAUAGCGAUCUCAACUGUACAGCAGUCAUCUGGGAGUAAGAUUAAGUUUUUCAUUAACGGGACUUACCGCUAUGAUUACUUCGACCGGGUGGGGCGGUCUGCUCAGCACACAGGAGAGUACCGCGCGCAGGCUCACGCUGCCUCUGCCCCAGCCACCAUAACGCUGCACUCCCUCCCCGCUGCGGCAUUCGGCAGCGGAUCCGACGCUGUAACAUUCAGUGUUGUACAGGCCGAGAGCGGAGUUCUUGACUUGAUCUCGUGCAUUAGGGAGGGCUUUCUCCAUCACGAGCAAAGACAUGUUCUGGUCUCCUCGACGCUGCUUCGCUCACUUGAAACUGCGGGAAUUCGUUUGGCCUUACACAUGGGAAAAACACCUAAUACAAACCACGAAGUUGGGUUUAAUGGGAUAUUUAGAUCAGGAAUAGAAGUCAAGCAGAGUGCAGGAGAGAAUAGUACAUUUUAUAUAUUUCUUAUACCUUUACUCCUCAAAACGAGUAGUCCGCUCUGUCUGUUGCUUCCUGAUCCACCAGCUUGUUUCACAGGGUUAAAAAACUUUACCAUAGAGUUGUUCCUUCCGUCGCAGCCAGUGACAUUGUUGUACACCACCGAGCCUGUAAUUAAUCAUCUAGUAACACCAUUUGCGUUACAGAGUUACCAUACCAGUCACAUCUACCAGCAUCCACCCAUCGGUCCCUCGCAUGUUGAAAAAGUUGCGAACGUACCAUACUUUGCCCCACUCCCCAAGAACUUUGAAAGUUUGAAGCAAAAAGAGCUUGAUGGAAGUCUCAAUAUCCAUGGGAAUCCAAACUCGGGACAAUAUUCCCUCUACAUCUCAGACUAGGAAGUUUCUGGGCAACAGCGGGAAUUGGUGGAAAAUAAUUGAUGGCAUAAUUAUACUUGGCACCGUAAUUUCUUACAACUGAAUCAAUUUAGACUUCCCCCAAUGUGCAUUCAUCAGUAUUGUUGCUGCAAAUAGGAUGAGAUGUGUCUUAUAUCUUCAUUAUAUCUUACAGUUAUGUCCGUCAGCAUGAUAGUAUUUUGGUUAUGAGAGUAUAUUUUAAACAGCUGUAAGCUUUUGCCUGGCUGCCAUUGAUUUUGUCUUCUGAAUCGCCAAAACCUUGCUCGUAAAUCAACAUUACACCACCUCAGAGAAACUUGUCGAUUACGCAUUUGAUAAGACCUCCAAUUAUGCUCGUAUUAUCAUCGAUAAAUCCUAAUUUACGCUGUAUUAACAAUAAAUCACUUAAUUAACUUUAGAUAGGCUAUGCAGCUCAUAUUUGUCGUACUGGAGCUGGAACGUACUAAUUAAGUAUUCGUAUCACUAACUGUGCUUACUACACUCACAUUUACGGCCUUCGAAACUUACAAGUAAUUCUAUCACUUGACCUGGUAUGCAUACGUUCAUAUCCAAAAAAAGGUAUAAUUCUUGUCACCCAAUUUAGAAUCUAGCACCUUUAACUAUGUCUGAGAACUUGCACUAUGAGUGUGUUGAAUGGUGAACGUUUUCGCUCAGGAUUACAACAGGAUUACAACAGGAAAUAUGCUAUGGAUGAAAGGACGAAUUCCUCGAAGUAUCUUGGAACAAAUUUGACUUAAAAAGACAGAUAUGCAAGACUUAUAUGACAUAAACCACCUGGCCAGACCACCUGAAUUCGCACUUCACUGCACCACGCCUCUACGUACGCACAAUUCCAGGUUUCUAACUACAGGGGUACAGUGAAUUCCACAGCGAAGAGAUUUCGACUGCGCGAGGGUCUAACCCAAAGGGUAACACUGUGGCUAUAUAUAAGGAGUCAGUUACCACAUUGAAAUGAAACCAAUUGAACUAUGAUCAGAUGAGUGUAUGGAACGUUUUUACUUUUAUCGCUUAAGUCAUACCGGCCAUUUCAGAUCAAUGCAUUAGUUCACAGAUGAUCAUGCGUAAAUGUGCGCUAAUUUUCAAUAAAAUUAUUUCUGGUA